AUGGGGAGGUUUCAGAGGAACAAUCCGCAAAUCUUUAAGGGAAGGCACGGGCCCGAUGAUGCUCAUAGAUGGCUUAAGGGAAUUGAAAAUAUUUUCCAAGUGGUGAUUUAUUCGGAAGAGCAGAAGGUGCAGUUUGUCAUUUAUAUGUUGGAAGAGGAAGUUGAAGAAUGGUGGAAUAACGCACGCCAGAGGAUGGAGAUUCUGGGUACAGAGAUUACUUGGACUGUAUUUAGAGCUUCUUUUAUGCAGAAGUACUUCCCUGAGUACGUGCACAGAAAGAAAGAAAUUGAAUUCCUUGAGCUAAAGCAAGGGAAUUCAACUGUUGUUGAGUAUGCUGCAAGGUUUGAGGAACUAGUGAAGUAUUGUCUGCAUUAUAACAAUCUGGCAGUUGAAGUGUCCAAGUGCAUCAAGUUUGAGAGUGGACUACGUCUAGAGAUCAAACAGGGUGUCAGGUAUCUUAAGAUUCGCCAGUUUCCUAUACUAGUGAAUAAGUGCAGGAUUUAUGAUCAGGAUACCAGAGUCAAAUCUUCUUUUUAUAAGAGUUAUAAUGAGAAGAAAGGAAAGAACCAAGAUUGUGGUAAGCCGUAUAGUACUCCUAUUGACAAAGGGAAACAUAAAGUUUCUAAAGAGAAAAUUACAAAUGGGGGAUGA
Vicia villosa (hairy vetch) is the source of this 651-nucleotide messenger RNA. RefSeq lists its product as uncharacterized. The record is from RefSeq and is a predicted model, not a curated record. The coding region runs from base 1 to 651 and encodes 216 amino acids. Lineage: Eukaryota; Viridiplantae; Streptophyta; Magnoliopsida; Fabales; Fabaceae. The transcript has a single exon.